Messenger RNA from Diversispora eburnea, 363 nucleotides. NCBI's taxonomy places the organism in Eukaryota, Fungi, Glomeromycota, Glomeromycetes, Diversisporales, Diversisporaceae. The record is from the annotation of a GenBank genome assembly.
AAAUAGGAGUAGAAAAAGUUCAAGCAAUAACAUAUAGUGCAAGCGCAAUUUCAAGUCUAACUGACAAUCAGAUUCGAGAUAUUAUAAACUGUUUUCCUAAAAAUUCUAAUGUAGAUGAUUCUUCCGUUAAAUAUCAAGAAAUGAUCAGCGUUACAAAUUGUAACGCACAAGUGACUGAACCAUCUAACUCAAACGAUAUAUCAACUACUAAAGUGUCUCAUAUCUCUAAUUCAGAAAAUAUGAUAAAUGGGAAAGUUAAGACUAAGGUUAAUGCUGAAUCGUCAUGUCCAAUAUGCAAGUUAAAUAAUGAGGAUGAGGAUGGUAUAAGUGGAGAAUAUAAAAAUGGAUCAUACUAUAUUAAAU